Messenger RNA from Mangifera indica (mango), 798 nucleotides. RefSeq names its product pentatricopeptide repeat-containing protein At5g66520-like. Gene Ontology annotation, biological process: RNA modification. NCBI's taxonomy places the organism in Eukaryota, Viridiplantae, Streptophyta, Magnoliopsida, Sapindales, Anacardiaceae. Gene Ontology annotation, molecular function: RNA binding; protein binding. The record is from RefSeq and is a predicted model, not a curated record. The coding region runs from base 1 to 798 and encodes 265 amino acids. The transcript has 2 exons.
AUGUCCUGGAAUUCGAUUAUAACGGGGUUUGUUCAAGGUGGGCGUGCGAAAGAGGCAGUGGAAUUUUUUCAAGAAAUGCAAAGUUUGAGUGGUGAUGAUGUGGUUAGACCUGAUAAAAUUACCAUUGCUAGUGUGCUUUCGGCUUGUGCUAAUCUUGGUGCCGUUGAUCUUGGGAAUUGGCUAUAUGGUUACUUGAUGAGAAGUGGCCUUGAAUGUGAAGUGGUUAUUGGGACGGCUUUGGUCGACAUGUAUGGUAAAUGUGGUUGUGUAGAAAGAGCUUAUUCUGUGUUUAAGGAAAUGCCUAAGAAGGAUACUAUGGCAUGGACAGCGAUGAUUUCGGUGUUUGCCCUACAUGGGUAUGCCAAGGAGGCUUUCAAUACUUUUGAAGAGAUGGAAUCAGAAUGCAUAAAGCCAAACCAUGUGACAUUUGUGGGGCUACUGUCAGCUUGUGCUCAUUCUGGUUUUGUAGAGAAAGGUCGCUGGUGUUUUGACAUGAUGAGAUGUGUUUACUUGAUGGAACCACAGGUCCAUCAUUAUGCUUGUAUGGUUGAUAUUCUCAGCCGAGCUGGGCUCUUUGAUGAGGCAGAAGGACUUAUUGGAAGCAUGCCAAUGGAGCCAGAUGUGUUUGUUUGGGGCGCAUUACUUGGGGGCUGUCAAAUGCAUGGGAACGUGGAGUUAGGAGAAAAGAUAGCACUCUAUUUAAUUGAUUUAGAACCUCUGAACCAUGUUUUCUAUAUGAACUUGUGUGAUAUAUAUGCAAAAGCUGGUAAAUAUGAUGAUGAUCACCUGAGGUUGUGA